AGUAAUGUUGAAAAUUAGCUCAACAAGUCUUGGUCUUUGCAGCCGGCAUUUAUUUCCCAACUGGCAACAGUUUCCGAUCAGUUUCCACUUGGAUAUUUGUUAUAUAAGUACAAAUCUAUUUAUGGUCGAUCGAAAAACAUUGAAUUAUAGAUCUAAGCAAGAUGUUGUUGGCAAUUCUCUAUGUUACAUUGCUACCAUUUGCUUUUGCAUCCAUCAACACAACAUGUCUUCCUCCCCAAGAAGUGGAUGUACUGAGGGUGAUUGGAAGAAAGCUUGGUAAAGAUUGGGAUUUCGAGCAAGAUCCAUGUGUUAAUUGGAGCACUAGCAGUAGCAGUAGAACAUAUGAGAAUAAUGUCACUUGCAACCCGGAGCCAAACAGCUCCACAUGCCAUGUCGUUAGCAUAAGCUUGAAAGGACAAAGCCUACCAGGCACUCUCCCACCGGAACUCGUCAAUCUUCCAUACCUCCUGAAUCUAGAUUUAACUCGCAACUAUCUCAGUGGCACCAUCCCUCCACAAUGGGGUUCCAUGCAGCGAAUUCUAAACAUUUCUCUAAUUGCGAACCGGUUGACCGGACCAAUCCCAAAGGAACUAGGAAACAUCAGCACUCUGAUAUCUUUAUCUGUAGAGGAUAAUAGGAUGUCUGGAACAGUUCCUGAUGAACUUGGGAAGCUUACAAGCAUUGAGAGACUAUUUCUGAACUCCAAUUUCUUUACUGGGGAAUUGCCUGCAUUGUUUGCUAAUUUGAUCAAUAUGAAGGAUUUUCGGAUUGGUGGUAACAACUUCUCUGGGAAGAUCCCGGAGUUCAUUGGAGAAUGGACUCAUCUCACGAGCUUAAGAAUUAUGGCCAGUGGAUUGGAAGGGCCAAUACCUCCUAGCAUUACUCUCCUGACAAAUUUAACAGACUUGAGAAUCAGCGACUUGAGAGGACCCGACGCGCUUUGUCCACCCUUUAAAACUACACCUUUUAAGAAUGUGAUCUUGAGGAGUUGCAAUCUUAUCGGCCCGUUACCAACAUCUCUUGCUUCAACUGAUCUCAUAGACUUCAGCUUUAAUAAACUUAAUGGAUCUAUACCUGAUGGUUUCUCUGCUCUAAGUGACACAGACCACAUAUAUCUUACUGGAAACUUGCUAUCUGGAAUUAUACCCAAUUGGACGCUCACUUCAGGAGAUAAUAUUGAUCUGUCAUACAACAAUUUUACACAUGAAAGCUCCAGGAGUUUAGGGUGUCAGAUUCGGCAAACAAACUUGUUUGCUUCGUUUUCAAUGAACAAUACCUCCAAUGAGGUCUCAUGUUUGGGGAAUGGUUUUUGCUCAACAAAAUCACACUUCUUGUAUAUCAACUGUGGCGGAGAAAGAUUAACAGUUGGAAAUGUUACAUAUGAAAGUGACGUGGAACCAGGUGGUGCUUCCUAUUCCUUUUCAGCAGAAAGUCGAUGGAGAUUUAGCAAUACUGGUAAUUUCUUGGACGAGAAUAAACGUGACAGUUAUGUUGUUCAAUCUUCUGGGGUCCCAGUGAACACUUCUGGACUUUACGGGGCUGCACGAACGUCAGCCUUAUCUUUGACAUAUUAUGGUUUCUGUAUGAGAAAUGGAAGCUACAAUGUAAGCCUUCACUUUGCUGAGAUCAUUUUUACUGAUGAUGAAACAUUUAGCAGCCUUGGGAGACGUGUAUUUGAUAUCUACAUUCAGGGUGAGAGGGUGGAGAAGGAUUUUGACAUCAGUGCCAGAGCAGGUGGGGCUAGAAAAGCAUAUGUGACAACUUAUAAAGUAAAUGUUACAAGUAGUUUGGAAAUCCGUCUCUAUUGGGCUGGAAAAGGAACUCUAAACAUCCCAUUCCGAGGAAAUUAUGGUCCUCUUAUAUCAGCUAUUUCUGUGGAUCCAAAUUUCCCGGUUCCACAAUCGGGGGAAAAUGGAAACGGUGUCGGGGAAAAUGGAAACGGCGUCGGGGAAAAUGGAAAAAGCGUGUCUGGAGGGAUUGUGGCUGGGAUUGUGGUUGGAGCAGUUUGUGCCAUCAUCCUAAUUUUAGGACUAUUAUGGUGGUGCGGUUAUUUACGUUGCAAACAUCCUAUGGAACUAGAUCUGCAUGGUCUAGAGCUGCAUGGUCUACAGCUUAACACUGGUUCCUUUACUUUGAAGCAAAUCAAAAUUGCAACAAACAAUUUCGAUGUUGCCAAUAAGAUUGGAGAAGGUGGUUUUGGCUCAGUAUACAAGGGAGUGUUACCAAAUGGCACCUUAAUAGCAGUCAAACAGCUUUCCUCCAAAUCAAAGCAAGGAAAUAGAGAAUUCUUGAAUGAAUUAGGCAUGAUAUCUGCUUUGCAACACCCGCAUCUUGUGAAGCUCUAUGGUUGCUGUAUUGAAGGAAACCAGUUGUUGCUUGCGUAUGAAUACAUGGAAAACAACAGUCUAGCCCGUGCUUUGUUUGGGCAUAAAGAAUGGCAGUUGGAACUUGAUUGGCCUACAAGAUACAAAAUUUGCAUUGGUAUAGCAAGAGGGUUGGCUUUUCUGCAUGAAGAAACAAUAUUGAAGAUUGUUCAUAGAGAUAUCAAAGCCACUAAUGUGCUCCUUGAUAAAGAUUUAAACGCUAAAAUUUCAGAUUUCGGUUUGGCUAAGCUUGAUGAAGAGGACAACACCCAUAUAAGCACCCGUGUUGCUGGAACUUAUGGAUAUAUGGCCCCCGAAUACGCACUGCGUGGUUAUCUAACAGAUAAAGCAGAUGUCUAUAGCUAUGGAAUUGUCCUCUUAGAGAUUGUGAGCGGGGUGGCUAACAUUGCUGACAGGGCAAAGGAGAAUCAGUUUGUUCUUCUUGAUCGGGCCCUUGCUUUGAAAGCUGAGGGUAAAUUGAUCGAUCUUGUUGAUCCAAAGUUGGGUUCAGAAUAUGACACCGCAGAGACGAUGGUAGUUAUCAAUUUGGCUCUUAUGUGCACUGCAAUUUCUCCAACCGAUAGACCAACAAUGUCAUCAGUGGUUAGCAUGCUAGAAGGACGAAUAGUUUCUGAAGCGUUUAUUGCUGAACAAAGUGUCUCAAUGACUAAAAUGGACCGCGACAAAAUGAUGAAGCUACUUGAGAUAAAGAAUGAGAAUCAAAUGGAGGAAAUGUCAUUCGCAUACACUGAUUCUUCAACAUCUGCUGUCGAUCUCUACCCAGUCAAUGGUUUCAGUGAGUAUCUGCAGAAGAGAGAUAGUGAUGCAAAGAAGCUUUUAUCUUAAACAUAGUAUAUCCUUAAAUAUUCAAAUACCUUGGUUAUACGGAUAUAUAAUACUUGUAUGUUUCACUAUGAUAUUUAUUUAUUUCGGUUUAUAUGGUGUGUUAUAUUUUUAGUAA
Helianthus annuus (common sunflower) is the source of this 3324-nucleotide messenger RNA. RefSeq names its product probable leucine-rich repeat receptor-like serine/threonine-protein kinase At3g14840. The transcript has 24 exons. Gene Ontology annotation, biological process: protein phosphorylation. The record is from RefSeq and is a predicted model, not a curated record. NCBI's taxonomy places the organism in Eukaryota, Viridiplantae, Streptophyta, Magnoliopsida, Asterales, Asteraceae. Bases 162 to 3209 code for a protein of 1015 amino acids. Gene Ontology annotation, molecular function: protein kinase activity; ATP binding.